AUGGCGCGAUCCGUGUUAAUAUGCUGGCGUUAUCGGUUGACCGUUGUUUGCGGAUUAUUGCUGUUCUGGUGCGAGCCGCUGCAGGCUUAUGCUAAUCAACAUCCACCACUAUCAUCGCCGGCGGCACAUUUGCAGCACGGUGACGACGAUGGCGUUCCAAUCACCACCACCGGAAACGGUGCCGAAACGGGUGGCUUCGAAGCGAGUGAUAUCUUCCGAUGCUGCGCCGAGGUUCAGGGAUCUUGCAAGGCGGCCUGCGAGAAUCUGUCGCUGGCACGCAUCGCGUCCGAACCAGGCUCACGGGAGGCCAAACUGGUGGACGUGCGCAAGUACUGUCCCCGCCAGCAGGUCCCCUUCUGGCGGUGCAUGAACGAGACGAUGGUGGCCGUCCAGCGGGGUGCGGGCUGGCCGGGCCGAAUCUGCUGCCCGUUGGCGAUGUCCGUCAGAUGUCAGCACGCGUGUGCCACGGGGUCAACGCGGGACGAUCUCCGGACGGGGUGUCGGGCGAGCGAUGAGCAGCAACUCUUCGGAUGCUUGAAACGUCAGGAGGAUGGUCACCGGUGCUGCAGCAGUGCCCGUACCGCCGAAUGUCUCGACGCGUGUGGCGAAGUGUUCCAGCGCUACCAGACACCGUCGAAAGCGUUGCGCGAACAGGUGCUGACGGCGUGCCGUACCAACAACAGUAACGUGAUGCAGUGCAUCAAGGGAUUCAUCGAUGUGACCUUCAACCGGAACCUGAAGCGAUAUGUCCCGUGCUGUGAUGCCUCACCGGAACCGAAAUGUCGUCGAGUCUGUCACGAGACGCUUACCGCCGGCGGGUCAGACACGGACCCGUACACGGUGGAGGAGAUGAUUGAUCUGCUGCAGCACCGGGGCGGAUGCGGUGCCCUGAUGCCGACGCAACCGCUGUGGAAGUGUUUCCUGGAGGCGGACAAACAACGGACCGCCGGUCAGCAGGCCAACUCGAACGAGGUGUCACGUAUCAACCAGAUCGGUAUGGACUCGGCGAAACAGCACUGCUGCCUGAAGGCCGAAUCCGUACGGUGCCGGCGCCUCUGCUCCACGACCUACGCGAACGAGUGGACGACGAAUUUGGUUGACUUUGAGCAGGAAUGCUUGGCGGCACCGGAUGAACACGCCCUUCGGCAGUGCAUCGACGAAGUGGACGAACCGUGCGAGCUGGGCUGUGACGGGCUGUCGUUCUGCAGCAACUUCAACAACCGUCCGACGGAACUGUUCCGCAGCUGCCGGCACCAGUCGGACAUGGCCGCCCGGGGUGAUGUGCAGCAGUGGCGCCAGCAGGGCUUCAUCCCCUUUCCCGGCGACGUGCAUCUGCCGAUACGCAACGAGACCGAAUGUUCGUACGAGAUCUGGAAGUCGAUCGCCUGCACGCUGCAGAUCAAACCCUGCACCAAGGGCUACCACACGAACCACAUCUGCCGGCAGGACUGUCACGAGGUGCUGAAGAACUGCGUCGACUGGGAGCGUAUGCCGGGUGGACACACGGUAUCCGCGCUUUGUCAGCAGUUGGCACCACAAAACAACUCCCUGCCCUGCAUCUCGAUGGGACGGUUCCAGGCGCACGGCAUUGGGCCGACCGGUAUGGUGGAUGGCGAGCAGCGGAUAGUAACGGACGUGGGCCUAGUGUCACCCUGCAAGGGUAAUCCCUGCAAUGCAACGCAGAUAUGUGUCGCCAAUCGGGACGGUACGUUCGGUUACCAGUGCAUCAACGGCUGUCCGCUGGGCGAAGCGUCCUCGUACCUGGUGCCGGUCGGUGCGUUCGUGCGCAUUCCAGUGUCGGUGACGCAGAAGGGCUGCCUGAAGGUGUGCCGCUGUGGUGAGUCGGGACGGAUCGAAAAGUGUCAACCGUUGCCGUGCAUCAGCUACGAUUCGUGUACGUUGGCCGGGAAGCGCUUUGCCCAUCUGAGCCACUUCUACGUCGAGUGUAACGUGUGCAGCUGCUUCGCCGAGGAAAUCACCUGCACCAAGAGACAGUGCCACGUGCCGGGCCUUACGGUGGAUAGGUCGUUCACGAGUUUGCCGUGUAACUGCCCGCCACACUACGUGCCCGUGUGUGGACGCAAUGGUAACACCUACCCUUCGGCCUGUGUGGCGAAGUGUGCCGGGAUUCAGGAGGGCGACAUUGAGUUCGGUCCGUGCCGGGCGCGGAAUCCGUGCGAACGGAUCGACUGUGGUGCGCUGUCGGUUUGUAUCCCCGAAUGGAACGUCUGCUUGUCCGGGAUGCAUAAACCCUGUCCACAGUAUCGAUGCGUAAAUCUCACAUCCUCGAACUGCUCCACGAUCACAGACAUCCGCGACACAAACCUGGGCUACCAUGCGAACCUCUGCAACAUGGCGUUCGAACGGGCCAGUUUCGCCUAUCGGGAAAAGUAUCGCAAAAUCUGCGAAACAUCACGCCGUCGGAAUCAGGUCUGUGGCGUGAACGGUGUGACGUAUCGGAGCGAAUGUGAGGCGUGGAGUGAUUACUCCACCGUCGACUAUAAUGGGCCGUGCCAGGAGGUGGGCCUCAUAAGUCCCACGCUCGAUGCGCGCUGCUCGUCCAUCAAAUGUCCCCGCCGGAAGAUGGCCAACUGUAAUCCCGUCCUGCCGCCCGGUGCCUGCUGUCCGGUGUGUGGAACCGCACUCCGCGUCGUGUACUCGCGCAAGCAGAUCGACCGGGGACUGUACGCGCUCAAGGGCCAAUCGACGGAGUAUCUCACACUAAAGUCCAUCCUCCGUUCGCUGGAAGCAUUGCUGCAAACUGUGGAGUGUCGGCUAAGCGGCCAACUUACGUUCGAGAACGAUCUGUACGUGGUGCUGGAAACGCUGAGCCGGGCACCGUCCCGCCUGCAGACACAGAUCUGUGCCCGGGAGGCGGAACGGCUCGUUACGCUCGUCCGCACGCAAAGCCACCGGAUCACGAGCGAGCUUAAUCUGAGCGCAUUGACAGUGGCGACACUGGUUACCGGUUCGAGCGGUACGUUCGCAGUGUACAGUAGCGUAAUAGUAGUGGUGGGAGUAACGGUAGUAAACUGUCUGGUCAGUGCCGGAUGGCAUUUACGACUGUGA
Messenger RNA from Anopheles marshallii, 3069 nucleotides. It is a transcript of the gene Reck, whose product is annotated as reversion-inducing cysteine-rich protein with Kazal motifs. Bases 1 to 3069 code for a protein of 1022 amino acids. Gene Ontology annotation, cellular component: plasma membrane. Lineage: Eukaryota; Metazoa; Arthropoda; Insecta; Diptera; Culicidae. The transcript is spliced from 6 exons. Gene Ontology annotation, molecular function: protein binding; metalloendopeptidase inhibitor activity. The record is from RefSeq and is a predicted model, not a curated record. Gene Ontology annotation, biological process: extracellular matrix organization.